AAAUCACAAUUUGUGAGAAAAUCUAGUAUCUCUGCGUCUUAAAUAGCUUGUGUUAAACCAUGAAUUAGAAAGCAAACCAAACCAAACCAAAAACUCAAACACAUGGGAACAUGAAGCGAGUUCUUUCCGUCUAGGUGUGUGUCUGUCUAUAUGGACAUAAAUUUUCUUCCUGUGAAAUUGACUGUACGCUAAUUAAUAAGGCACCCACUUUUUAUCUUUUUCCUUUUCCUUUUCUUUUCCCCAUUUAUUAUGGCAGAAGCUUAAGGUAGCAUAGACAAACCAACGUGUGCUUUGGCUUGUGGAGUUGUGGGCUAAUAAAUUUGAAGUCAAUCAAAAGUUGGCUACAACUAUGCAAACAGAAAUCAUCUCUUCGUUACAGAGAGAGAGAGAGAGAGAAGUUUAUCCUUGAGUUAAUAAUGAUAUAAAUAAAGAGAAGAAAGAGAAAAAGAAGAGAGAAUGGAUGUGAGGAACAUUGCUGUGGUGGUGGAAGAUGUGGAUGCAGCUAGAACUGCACUACAAUGGGCACUUCACAACAUCAUUCGCUAUGGCGACAUAAUCACACUCCUCCAUGUCUACCCUUUAACAAGAUCCAAAACAAAAAACAAAGCUCGUCUUCUUCGCCUCAAGGGCUUCCAGUUAGCACUUUCCUUCCAACAAGACAUUUGCAACAACUUCUCCAAUAUUUUGCUUGUUCAAAUGGGUAUGUGCUAUAAUCUUAGGAUUGUGUUACAGACAAAGGUUGAGAUUGUUGUCACGGAAGAUAACCGGGAGGGAAUGAAAAUUGUGGCCACGGUGCGUGAGCUCGGAGCUUCCAUGCUAGUGGUUGGACUUCAUGAUCAUAGUUUUCUUUACAGCUUGUCAAUGGUCCAUAACAACGUAGCUAACUACUUUAACUGUAGAGUGCUUGCCAUCAAUCAGCCUCUUGCUUCCCCAGUCAGUCCAACGAUGGGAGUCCAAGGCAGUUCAACCAACAUGGACUUUUCACAUAUUCACAUCUCUGCCUUACAAGUGCCUGAAACCCCUCAACCAAAGAUAAAAUACCGGAUUUGCCCUGAUCCGACUGCAAUUAUUUGUCGGUUAAGGUGGUCAAGGAGUAGAAGAUGAAUAGAAGGUCAACACCUCAACCAUCUCUCCAAACUUACCCACUCAAUUGGAUAACAAAAUUUUCUUUUAAUUAAAUUCAGACCAUCAUCUUUAAAAAGAAAUCUUAUAUAUUACAUUAAAAAGAAGAGUGUAAUUAGCUUGUAAGUGUUGCUUGUAACUAUUUAUUUUUAUUCUGUAUAU
Messenger RNA from Vigna angularis (adzuki bean), 1284 nucleotides. RefSeq lists its product as uncharacterized. NCBI's taxonomy places the organism in Eukaryota, Viridiplantae, Streptophyta, Magnoliopsida, Fabales, Fabaceae. The record is from RefSeq and is a predicted model, not a curated record. The transcript has 4 exons. The coding region runs from base 457 to 1104 and encodes 215 amino acids.